Molecule: messenger RNA, 1364 nt
Organism: Diatraea saccharalis (sugarcane borer)
Lineage: Eukaryota; Metazoa; Arthropoda; Insecta; Lepidoptera; Crambidae
Source: the annotation of a GenBank genome assembly
UUCUGUACUCACCUCAAAUGUGAUGAUUCCUCUGUCGCCGUAUUUGUCAAAUAUUUUGUUAAUAAAAUAUUGUUCGGCGAAGGUUUCGUUCGAGCCCAUGUCAGUAUCCAGAGCAUUGUUGACAUCCACCAGUGGUGGGGCGAUAUCCAUGGCAGUAAUUGUGGGAGCGACGCCGGCUGUGGCGACAGCGCACAUUGCCGGUGCAACGAGCACCAGGGUUACGACGAUGCUGCACGUGAACAUGGUUGCGACUGAGCCGAUGUGCGCGCGCGCCGCACGCGUCGGCGGACCCGCGCCUCCGCAACACACUAUCAGUUGCGCGACACGAUCACCAGCUCGCCUACCGCCACCGAUGCGAUGACGCGAUUGCUCUUUGCGCAUCAUCAGACUGCUCCCGCUUUUUGUUUGUUUGUUUCAGUUGAUUAUCGGUGAAAUCGCGUUUCGACUGCCGACUCGUUUGAUGGCAAGCGUGCUUGUGGCUACAAGUGAAGUGUGCGUCUGAGACUUUCACCUGACGCUCGAUGGUCUCCUUGAGGCCGGUUCUUGCAGACCGUUACUGAUAAUACACGUUAUUACUUGCGCGAGCACCUUUUACCGUCGCUAAGAGAUUUCGAGGAAAAAUAAAUAUUCAACGACCAAAGAAACCACACUUCGAAAGGCAGUUGUUGAUUGAUCUUGCUAAACCUGUAUACGGCACACCAAAGUACAAACUACCUGAAUCUAUGCUCUGCGAUAUAGAUAAAGGCAAAAGAAAAAUAGAAAUUGAUAAUCCAUUUGAAAGGAUAUUAGCUACAGAAUGUUUGAAUUGGUUUAAUACUUCAAAAAUGGUUGUGUUUUUGCACAUGAAUUCUAUAAGUAUGGAAUAUAAAACUCCAAUAUUUGCUACAUUAAAGAAAAAUGAUAUGCAUUUAAGAACAUAUGGCAAAAAGAUAGUGAACAUGGCUAUAAAAGGCACUCGUUAUGAAGCUGUCAACUGUUUAUUUACAUCUCAUCAAAAUAUUAUAUUUGGGCAACCAGAUAAAGCUGACAAAUUAUUAAAAGUUCUCAAAAAAGCCCCUCAAAUGGUUGUCAUGGGUGGAAUUGUUUAUGACAGAUUAAUGUCACGCAAUGAACUUUUACAGUUCAGUCAACUUCCUAAUUUAGAUGUAGCAAGAAGUCAACUAUGUGCAGUCUUGGAUAGUGCAGGUUCUUGUCUUGUUGGUCAAUUGAAUCAAAGCCAACAGACUUUAGUAUCUAAUCUUGAGAAACACAUAGAAAUUAUGUCACUUGCUCAAUCAACUGAGAGUAAGGAAUGAGGUUUUAUUUAGAUUAUGUUUAUAUAUGAAUAGUUAAUAUAGAUCUAUAUGUGAAAAAAACUUGUAUUA